CUAUCCCCUAAAAGGAAGGUUUCGAAUUAAGGCAUAUCUUAGGAACUACACCUUCCCAUUAACUGUUAUUUUCUCCUCUUUGGAAUGUUUUCUUUAAAUCUUAAUCUGUGACAGCCAAGAACAAGUUAAAGGCCAACAUCAAGAAGGCAAAGAUCACAUAUCAUUUCAGAAACCACAACCCUGAUCUUACCAGUUUAAGCCAGUGAUGGCUGAUUAUGAUCGAGAAUCCGAUGACAUCUUGAAAGAAUUCUACAUCCCUAAUUACAUACUUAAGCCCGAUUCAGAGUAUGAGAAUCUUUCAAAUGUACCAAGGUGUCCAGUGUUAGUGUUCAUCAACUCAAAAAGUGGUGGUCAGCUAGGGGUGGAUCUUCUUCAGACAUAUCGUUCUCUCCUUAACAAAAAUCAGGUUUUUGAUUUGCUGGAGGAGGCACAUAGCAAUGUAGAACCUGGCGAAGUGUUGAAUGGGCUGUAUUGCAAUCUAGAAAAGCUCAAGCAUAAUGGUGACAAAUUGGCUCAUGAAAUUCAGCAGAGACUGAAGAUCAUUGUUGCAGGUGGAGAUGGAACAGCUAGCUGGCUUCUUGCAGUUAUUUGUGAUCUCAAAUUAUCUCAUCCACCGGCGAUUGCUACAGUUCCUCUGGGGACUGGAAAUAAUCUUCCAUUUGCUUUUGGUUGGGGGAAGAAGAAUCCUGGAACAGAUCGUGCUGCUGUGGAGUCAUUCUUGGGUCAAGUAAUCAAUGCCAAAGAAAUGAAAAUAGACAGCUGGCAUGUUUUGAUGAGGAUGAGAGAUUCAUUCGAAUGUCCUUGUGAUCCAGUUUCCAGUAAUGAGUUACCAUAUUCUUUGCAUGCAUUCCGUCGUGUCUCUUCAACAGACCCCCACAGAAAGGAAGGUUAUCACACUUUUCGUGGAGGGUUCUGGAAUUACUUCAGCAUGGGUAUGGAUGCUCAUGUAUCUUAUGACUUCCAUUGUCAGCGGAAGUUACACCCAGAAAAAUUCAAAAACCAACUGGUUAAUCAGAGUAUAUAUGCGAAGAUUGGAUGUAAACAGGGAUGGUUUUGUGCUUCACUUCUGCAUCCUUCUUCAAGGAAUAUAGCUCAACUGGCAAAGGUUAAGAUCAUGAAAAAACAUGAUGAAUGGAAGGAUCUCCACAUAUCUCAUAGUAUCAGGUCAAUUCUAUGCCUUAACUUGCCUAGCUUCUCUGGUGGACUAGAUCCUUGGGGAACCCCUAAUGCAAAGAAAAUGCAUAAUAGAGAUCUGACUCCACCAUUUGUAGAUGAUGGCCUUCUUGAGAUUGUUGGUUUUAAAGAUGCUUGGCAUGGACUUGCUUUGCUUACUCCAAAUGGACAUGGUAUUCGCCUUGCUCAGGCACACAGGAUCCGGUUUGAAUUUCACAAGGGUGCAUCUCGUUACACAUAUAUGAGGAUGGAUGGGGAACCUUGGAAGCAACCCCUUCCAUGUGUUGAUGAGACUGUCGUGGUUGAAAUCUCACACUAUGGCCCAGUGAAGAUGCUUGUCACCAAUGACUGCAGAUCCAAGAGUGUGAAAGGUUCAACACAUGCCAGUUAUAGUGCUGAUGAAGAAGAUAGCACUGGGACCGACCCUGUUGAUCCAGAAUAUUGGAAGUUUGGGGCAGCAGAGUCAAUGCAUUGCUAACAUAAAGGAAAGGGGGUUUAAGAUUGUUAAAACGUUUCAAUUGGUAAAUCAAUCUUCAAUGUUAUUUCUGUGGCCAUGAACAGGGAACCAGUCUUCAUCUGUGGGCUGAAUGUUGGAAUAUUAAUACUUAUUAUUGCUGGUGCAACACAUCCAAUCAUCGUUGUUCCUAAUUGUAUUUCACCCUGCAUGCAUGGUUUCAGCUCAAUGUGGAUAAUCUAGGUAUGAGUUUGCUCAUGGUUUAUAAUAAUUGUAAAAACUAUUAUUGUUGUUUGGAUAAAUACUGGGGUACCCCUGAG
Messenger RNA from Diospyros lotus (date-plum), 1947 nucleotides. RefSeq names its product diacylglycerol kinase 5-like. The transcript has 13 exons. The record is from RefSeq and is a predicted model, not a curated record. The coding region runs from base 206 to 1651 and encodes 481 amino acids. Gene Ontology annotation, molecular function: ATP-dependent diacylglycerol kinase activity. Lineage: Eukaryota; Viridiplantae; Streptophyta; Magnoliopsida; Ericales; Ebenaceae.